Molecule: messenger RNA, 1683 nt
Organism: Protopolystoma xenopodis
Lineage: Eukaryota; Metazoa; Platyhelminthes; Monogenea; Polystomatidea; Polystomatidae
Source: the annotation of a GenBank genome assembly
AUGGUUUUUGAAACUGUUAUGGGGAAAUCUCGAGAUGAAGCUCUUGCCUUAGCUGAGAGGAUGAACGUUCGGUUGACAUCUGAUGAGAAAGAUUAUCAGCCGAAGCAACUCCUCAAGACCAUUAUGCACAAAUGGAUGCCCGCGGGGGAAUCGCUUCUGGAGAUGAUAUGUGUCCAUUUGCCCAGUCCUGUGACUUCGCAGAGGUAUCGCGUUGACCUACUUUAUGAAGGCCCUGCUGAUGAUGAAGUUUCUGUGGCAAUGAAAAAUUGUGAUCCUAAUGGCCCCCUAAUGAUGUAUAUCAGCAAGAUGGUACCUACCUCGGAUAAAGGGCGAUUCUAUGCCUUUGGUAGGGUAUUUUCCGGAUCUGUUGCCACUGGCCAAAAAGUAAGAAUUAUGGGCCCAAACUACGUCCCUGGAAAACGCGAAGAACUUUAUGAGAAGACGAUUCAGCGAACUAUCCUCAUGAUGGGCAGAUUUACCGAAGCUAUUGAGGAUGUUCCCUGUGGAAAUAUAUGCGGUCUUGUCGGCAUUGACCAAUAUCUUGUAAAAACCGGAACAAUAACCACAUUUGCCGGGGCACAUAAUAUGAAGCAGAUGAAGUUUAGUGUGAGCCCUGUCGUCAGAGUUGCUGUUGAAUGCAAGAACCCUGCUGAUCUACCCAAACUCGUCGAAGGCCUUAAGCGACUAGCAAAGAGUGAUCCUAUGGUCCAAAUAACCAACGAGGAGUCAGGCGAGCACAUAAUUGCUGGUGCAGGAGAAUUACACCUCGAAAUUUGCCUUAAAGAUCUGGAGGAGGAUCACGCCGGUAUACCAAUAAAAAAAUCUGAUCCUGUUGUUUCGUAUAGAGAAACAGUUACGGCCAAGUCGAACCAAGUUUGCCUUUCGAAAUCUCCUAACAAACACAAUCGGCUAUACAUGACGGCUGAGCCGAUGAGUGAGGAAGUAUGCAAAGCCAUUGAUGAUGGCAAAGUCAGCGCAAAGCAGGACUUCAAGGAGCGUGGACGAGUUUUAGCAGACGAGUUCGGUUGGGAUGUCCAAGAAGCCCGCCGAAUAUGGUGUUUUGGACCUGAAAGCACUGGCCCUAAUUGCGUCGUAGACGUCACUAAAGGAGUCCAAUACCUCAAUGAAAUCAAGGACUCUGUCGUUGGUGCUUUCCAAUGGGCUACAAAGGAGGGGGUUCUAUGUGAAGAGAAUAUGCGUGGUGUCAGAUUUAACCUAGAGGAUGUGACCUUACAUGCUGAUGCUAUCCAUCGAGGAGCCGGGCAAAUCAUGCCUACAGCCCGCAGGUGCUUUUUGGCUUGUAUACUUACUGCUCAACCGGGACUUCUUGAACCAGUGUACCAAUGUGAAAUCCAGGCUCCAGAAACUGCGCUCGGUGGCAUCUACAGCACUCUUAACAAAAAACGUGGGAUAAUUUUCAGUGAGGAGAAUCAAUCUGGUACCCCAAUGUAUGUCGUUAGAGCAUAUCUACCUGUUAACGAAUCCUUCGGUUUCACCACUGACCUUAGAGCUAAUACCAGUGGCCAAGCCUUCCCCCAGUGUGUGUUCGAUCACUGGCAAAUAUAUCCUGGUAACCCAAUGGAUGAAAAGUCCAACCCUGGCAAGGUCGUGAUUGAUACGAGGAAACGGAAAGGUCUGAAACAGACUAUUCCUGCCCUCGAUGAUUUCCUGGAUAAAUUGUAG